AUGAGUAAACUUGAAGUUCAAAACGAGAAACAGAUUGCAAUUUGUGAUUUAUGCAAACAAAAACUUUCGUAUAAAUCAUCUGUUUCAAAUUUGAGGAAGCAUUUUCAAAGAAAACAUCCUACGGUAAAAAUUCCUGUAUCUUCUAACACUAUUAGCAAUGUCAAUUCAGAUAAGACAGAAAAUAAAGUACUGGAUACAGAUCAUGAAGAUACCGGAAUAACUUCUACAAAACGAACGCUGCUACCAGGCGAGUCUCUGGUGUCUCUUCAAGAUGACGAUGGCGUGUCAAUAGAGUCAGCAGUGUCAGCACAAUCAACUUCCUCUUCUUGUAUGGAAACAAUUACACGAAGAAAAAUAGAACAAACACGGCAAAAUAAUAAAAUUGACAAUUACAUACCGAGGAAACUUACCGUACCCGUAAAAAGAAAGAUUGAUAAUGAAUUUGUCAAAUUGUUUUAUUUGGAUUAUCAGCCGUACAGAAUAGUCGAAGAUAAGGGUUUCAGACUUUUCGUGAAAGCUUUGAAUUCAAGUUAUGAAUUACCUACCAGACAACUAAUAUCAAAAAGAAUGAUUCCGAAUUUGUAUGAAAAGUGUCAAAUUAGUUUGAGUGAAAUACUAAAAAAAAAUAGAUCCCUUUAUGAAGAGUUUGAGAUACAUUCGGCACUUUUGAAGUGUGCAGUUUUUUAUGAGAGUCAUACUAUCGAAAACUUAACCAGAGAACUUAUCGAAGUUACGAGACAUUGGGGAUUAGAAAAAAAAGUUAUACUAGCUGUAUCGGAUAAUGCAUCUAAUGUUAAAGGGAUGGCACCGGAUGGAAAUGCUCUCAAAUUACCCACAAUAAAACCUAUUUUGGAUAAACUUAGAACUAUAGUGAGUCAUUUCAAACGAAGUUCCAAGGCUACUGCUAAAUUGAAUGAAAUCCAGAAAAAUUCUGGAAUUCAAGUUCCAAAAAAAAUACUUCAAGAUGUGGUCACCAGAUGGAACUCCACAUUUUAUAUGUUCGAGAGAUUUAUAGAUUUGGAAGUUCCACUGCGUUCUACAAUUGCUCUACUUGAUGCAAAUUUACCAAAAAUCUCAAUGGCAGAAUGGGACUUGUCAGAGAUAUCGAAGUCUGCUUUGAAAAAAUGUGAAACUGGACUUCGAGAACGAUUGGGCAAUAUGGAAUACAGCAAUACAAUGGCUAUUUGUACAUUUUUGGAUCCAAGGUUCAAAACAUUUGGUUUUAAAAAUGCAGAUGCCGUGGAAAGGGUUCGUAAAAAUGUUAUUAGCGCUUUAGUAGAAAUAAUAGAUUCUAAGGAAAAAAAAUAA
Messenger RNA from Diorhabda carinulata, 1308 nucleotides. RefSeq names its product zinc finger BED domain-containing protein 4-like. The coding region runs from base 1 to 1308 and encodes 435 amino acids. Lineage: Eukaryota; Metazoa; Arthropoda; Insecta; Coleoptera; Chrysomelidae. Gene Ontology annotation, molecular function: DNA binding. The transcript is spliced from 6 exons. The record is from RefSeq and is a predicted model, not a curated record.